AUGAGCCUAGCGGCGACGGCGGCGGCGGCGGCGGAUGAGGAGCAGGCGGCGCAGGCCGCGGAGAUCCACUUGCCGGCGGACAUCGACUGGCAGAUGCUCGACAAGUCGAGGUUCUUCUUCCUCGGGGCGGGGCUCUUCUCUGGCGUAUCGGCGGCGCUGUACCCGAUCGUCGUCCUCAAGACGCGUCUGCAGAUAUCUCAGUCCCCGAUCUCGUGCUUCCGCACCGCCGCCUCCAUUAUCCGGCACGAAGGGCCGCGAGGAUUCUACCGCGGAUUCGGCACCUCCAUCACCGGCACCAUCCCAGCUAGGGCACUGUACAUGACGGCCCUCGAGGUGACCAAGAGCAGCGUCGGCGGCGCCACCGUACGGCUCGGCGUGCCGGAGCCGGCGGCGGCCACCAUCGCCAACGCCGCCGCGGGGCUGAGCGCCGCCAUGGCCGCACAGGUCGUGUGGACGCCGAUCGACGUGGUGAGCCAGCGGCUGAUGGUGCAGGGGAGCGGCGGAGGAGGAGGAUCGGCUGCGCGGUACCGCGGCGGUAUCGACGCCUUUCGCAAGAUCCUCAUGGUGGACGGGAUGAGGGGACUGUAUAGGGGCUUCGGCAUGUCAAUCCUCACCUACGCUCCCUCCAACGCCGUGUGGUGGGCCUCCUACUCCCUGUCCCAGAGGACCAUCUGGAGCGGCAUCGGCUACUACCUCUGCAACCAGGGGGGCGGCGGCGGCGGUGGUGGCUACGACGACGGGAGGAGCAUCGUCGCCACCAGCAGCAGCGGCGGUAACGGGCUGACGCCGGACUACAAGUCGGUGGUGGCGGUGCAGGCGGUCAGCGCGGCGGUGGCGGGGGGCAUGUCGGCACUGAUCACCAUGCCGCUGGACACCAUCAAGACCAGGAUGCAGGUCCUGGACGGGGAGGAGGGGGAGGGAGGGAGGAAGGGCCCGAUGACCAUCUCCAGGACCGUGCGAAGCCUCCUCCGGGAAGGUGGGUGGGGAGCCUGCUACAGAGGCCUCGGCCCGCGGUGGGCGUCCAUGUCCAUGUCCGCCACCACCAUGAUAACAACCUACGAGUUCCUCAAGCGGCUCUCCGCCAAGACUUGCUCGCCGGAGACCGGCGCCUGA
Molecule: messenger RNA, 1113 nt
Organism: Spirodela intermedia
Lineage: Eukaryota; Viridiplantae; Streptophyta; Magnoliopsida; Alismatales; Araceae
Source: the annotation of a GenBank genome assembly